AUGUUCCAAAGGAAAGAGGACGACAGCGAGAAAAAGCUCCAACACCGACGUACUGUGGACUACUUUACUCCGUUGGGGAGAUACAUGGUCCAAAAAAAUGUGUACAAUCGUCGAGGUCGCCAACCAUUGGGAAAGAUACGCCCAGAGAUGUCUUACCUGUCCCAGCUGUUGCCUCCGCAUUCAGAACAGCCAGAAGUGGUGGAUCUGGCCACCAAAUUCGUGCACGUUUCGACAAAUAAAUCCAAACACGCUAUACAUGCGCUCAAAUGGACGCCAGAUGCACGCAGAGUGCUAGUUUCGUCCCACUCUGGAGAGUUCACCAUCUGGAAUGGCUUGACUUUUAACUUCGAGUCUAUCAUGCAGGCCCAUGACUCGCCCAUUUUUGCACUGCAAUAUAGUCAUAAUGGAGACUGGCUACUCAGUGCGGACCAAAUCGGAUGUAUAAAGUUUUGGCAGCCAAACUUCAAUAACGUCAACAUUCUCCCCAAGGCUCACGAUAAUGCAAUUCAGGAUAUUGUUUUCUCACCAAAUGACUCAAAAUUUGUGAGUUGCUCCGACGAUCUUACGCUGAAGAUAUGGAACUUCAGCACAGCCACCGAAGAACGCACUUUGAAAGGACACCAUUGGGACGUGAAAGCCUGUGACUGGCAUCCAACUUUGGGUUUGGUCGUUAGUGGCUCCAAAGAUAAUUUGGUGAAAUUUUGGGAUCCAAGAGACGGGAAAUGCAUAUCCACCAUCCAUGACUUCAAACAUACAGUGACAAAGGUGCGAUUCCAGCCAAAAGGAAACCAAAGAUUGCUGGCGGCGUGUUCCAGAGACCAUUCCACCAGAAUAUUUGACAUCAGACUAAUGAAAACUAUCAACGUUAUAAAAUCCACGGACGACGUUGACUUGACCUCUAUUACGUGGCAUCCUGUCCACUCGUCCACACUUACCAUUGGUGGUUACGACGGAUCGUUGUCUACCUACGACCUGGCAAAGGAAUUAAAUCAAGACUUGGUCUUCAAUAGAGAAAAACAGCCUACUUCCACCACCUCUCCGCUCCACAGAAUCCCGUACGCUCACGACAAGGCCAUUCAUGACCUUGAAUAUCAUCCUCUUGGACACGUGCUGUGCACCGCGGGAGCAGAUAAAUCAAUGCGCUUCUGGUGUCGAUCCAGACCGAACGAUCCACUUGCAUUCAAAGACAACGCCUACACUGGAGAAUCCUGGGCGGAAAAGCAGCCGUUUGCGAUGGAACAGAACGGAAGAGAGUCGGAGCAGAAACAGUUCUACCCGCCUCCUCCUUCUGGUCUCCCAGGAUUAUCUGGAUUACCAGGCUUGCCAGGAUUGCCAGGCCUGCAAGGAAUUAAUUCUUUACCAAAUAUUCCUGGAAUGACUAAUAAAUAA
Molecule: messenger RNA, 1389 nt
Organism: Ogataea parapolymorpha DL-1
Lineage: Eukaryota; Fungi; Ascomycota; Pichiomycetes; Pichiales; Pichiaceae
Product: Polyadenylation factor subunit 2
Exons: 1
Coding region: 1-1389 (462 amino acids)
Cellular component (GO): mRNA cleavage and polyadenylation specificity factor complex
Molecular function (GO): protein binding
Source: RefSeq, a predicted model, not a curated record